GGGUCCAUAUCUUCGGAAUCCAUCCCGCCAAACCGGCUUAGUGUCCAUGGGCGACCUGGAUCCCUUCGGCUGGUGAGGUGGUGUGGUAUCCAUGAGCCAUCGAUCUUCAUCCCAAUUUUCUUCUUCUUGAGGGGAAGACCUUAUUUUAAACGGUCUUACCACCGCCACAGCCUUUCCUUCCCACACCGUAGGCAACUUAAAUUUCUGUAGACACAUUGCUUCUUACACACUGUUUGCCAACAACUGACUUCUCUCCGCGCGUUCCACAAUUUAAGCACAUAUUUCCAAGGUCAUCCCUUCUACAUCUCGAGGUCGUUCACUCCUACAAGGUCACACCCACUCAAGGUCGAGAGUGCUCGAGGCCAUUUAUGAUCAAGGUCACACAUCAAGGUCACUCGGAAACUCAAGGUCUCAUUUCAAGGUCACUAGAAAAGUCAAGGUCACACAACGAGGUCACUCUGAAACUCAAGGUCACACUACAAGCUCACUCGGAAACUCAAGGUCGCAUUUCAAGGUCACUUGGAAAAACUCAAGGUCACACUUCAAGGUCACUCGGAAACUCAAGGUGACAUUUCAAGGUCACAUUUCAAGGUUGCACCAAAGGUCA
This is a messenger RNA of Acanthoscelides obtectus, 607 nucleotides long. Lineage: Eukaryota; Metazoa; Arthropoda; Insecta; Coleoptera; Chrysomelidae. The record is from the annotation of a GenBank genome assembly.